AUGAGCCAGCUGGACGAGGCCGAGCUCGGCCAGGACGGAAAGGUGCAGAAAUGGGCGCAGUCUCUGGUGUACAAGCUGGAGGAGCUGGAGUGCAAAAUCUGCUACAACCGGUACGACACUCGCAGUAGGAAACCGAAACUGCUGGGAUGCCUGCACCGGGUCUGUGCCAAGUGUCUGAAGAAGAUGGUGGACAUGGGAGAGUCGUCCCCCUCCGUCAUCAGCUGUCCCUUCUGCCGCCACCAGACCCACGUCCCCGAGGAGGAGAUGGUGGACAUGGGAGAGUCGUCCCCCUCCGUCAUCAGCUGUCCCUUCUGCCGCCACCAGACCCACGUCCCCGAGGAGGAGCCUCUCCACCAUCUGGUUUAUGAGCUCUGA
Messenger RNA from Menidia menidia (Atlantic silverside), 375 nucleotides. Lineage: Eukaryota; Metazoa; Chordata; Actinopteri; Atheriniformes; Atherinopsidae. The record is from the annotation of a GenBank genome assembly.